Messenger RNA from Saccostrea cuccullata (small rock oyster), 540 nucleotides. Its product is annotated as endoglucanase-like. Bases 1 to 393 code for a protein of 130 amino acids. The transcript is spliced from 2 exons. NCBI's taxonomy places the organism in Eukaryota, Metazoa, Mollusca, Bivalvia, Ostreida, Ostreidae. The record is from RefSeq and is a predicted model, not a curated record.
AUGUGCGAGUGCAGCCACGGAGACAGCCAGAUUGGCUGGAACCAUGACCACUUCGUCACCGCCCCUAAUCAGAUGUUUUUUGAUGAAGGAUACGGCGGAUGGUGUGGUCAGAGGUGUGGAAAAUGCGUCAAACUGACAACCACAGGGGGUUGGGUGCCCGGUAAAGGGGGCCCAAGUCCUACUGGGCAAUCCCAGGUUUUCAUGGUAACCAACCUGUGUCCUAAUGUUUACCCCAACCAGAACUGGUGUAACCAGGGACGCGGUCCCUAUGGUAACGGACACAACGACUUUGGCUACGUUGCCCAUUUCGUCUUGGAAAAUGGCGCCAAUCAAAUUUCGCGUUUAGGUUGGAACAACCCGGAAAAGACGUGGAAGAUUGUAUCAUGUAAGUGAUAUAACACCCCCACUGACGGCAUGUAUAACUCAUGUGAGUGUGCACAUCACGGUAAACGCUCUCUAAAUGGAACAGCCAACGGAAGUGAAAAUCAAUCCACAGUGAUCAAAUUUGUUAUAAUUUAUUUGUUUUAAGAAUCAAAUCUG